AUGGCCGAUAGGCAUCGCUUUCGUUUUCCGUUCUCUAAGAAGAGGCCGAGGAAACAGCGCAAAGUGUCAAUGAAGUAUGCAUUGAGCAGGAUGUUCCUGAGUAUUCACGGCGGAGGCAAUGUAUAUGUAGAGGCACCUAAUUCGUUUCUUGGACAGGGCGGCUUCGGAAAGGUCACGCAUGCCAUGACGCCUGACAAGAACGUUUCAGUCGCCCUGAAAUCGUCCCUGAAUUCUGACACCAUGAUCUACCUGACUUAUGAGCGCGAAAUGCUGAAGCGAAUUCGACGCCACGGUGGCCACCCGAACGUAAUUGGGCUGCUUGAUGUUGCUAUUGAUAUGGAUCGACCCCACUACGGCCACCAUCUUGUGCUGCAGAAAUGCGACAUGGAUGUCAAGAGCUGGAUGGAAGAAUUGGGGAACCGCGUUACAUCUGAAGUGUGCUCGGAAAUCAGUCGCCAGCUUUACUCAGGUGUCGCGUUCCUACAUCAUAUCGGUAUAAUUCAUCGCGAUCUGAACAGGCGUAACGUGUUAGUUCAUGGCUUCAGCGGUCAUGUUAAGAUCGUGGACUUCGGUGCCGCCAUCCGCUGCCCCCCUGUGAGGUGCCGUGGAGAAGAUGGUUCAGGAUUGUUGAAACGCGGAGAUCUGUGGUCGGUGACUCGGGCUUGCGUCCUACCGGUGUGGAUGGCGGGGAGUGUGGAAUAUCUUACCACACUGGCCCAAGGCGUUCUGCACUUCAGAAAUCAAGCCACAGAAUCUGAAUUAUUGAGCGACGCAGAUCAUAUCAUUGCGUUUCGCCCAAAAUACGUCUGCAGCACCAGGCUCAAGAGAGGCGACGCAACUGUGUCUAGUAGCUGGAACGAUGAUAUAUGCGAGAGGCCAGGUCGGCGAGAACAGAUAAUCGAGUUGCAUUCCUGGACUCUAACCCAUCCGCCAGAAGGUGGGCAUCCAAUACCGGAAGCACUACACUCUGCACUGCGCUAUGGGUGCAUGUUGGGAUCGGCGGAACAGCUAACCGCCAGGAAUGUCUCCACACAUUUCAAUGAUGCUAUACCGAAGGCUCAGCAAGUAGCUGCACGCCGCCUGAUUCGAGAUUUGACCGUUGACUUGAAAUCCACAACAGUCUGA
Molecule: messenger RNA, 1125 nt
Organism: Sycon ciliatum
Lineage: Eukaryota; Metazoa; Porifera; Calcarea; Leucosolenida; Sycettidae
Product: cyclin-dependent kinase 5 homolog
Exons: 1
Coding region: 1-1125 (374 amino acids)
Biological process (GO): peptidyl-serine phosphorylation; regulation of autophagy
Cellular component (GO): cytoplasm
Molecular function (GO): protein serine/threonine kinase activity; ATP binding
Source: RefSeq, a predicted model, not a curated record